This is a messenger RNA of Notodromas monacha, 369 nucleotides long. NCBI's taxonomy places the organism in Eukaryota, Metazoa, Arthropoda, Ostracoda, Podocopida, Cyprididae. The record is from the annotation of a GenBank genome assembly.
CUUUGCUGGGAACCAAUCCCGUACUUCCUUAGCAAAGUUCAAGAUUACCUCAAGGACCCCGGGACUUUCGGCAAUUCAUUUUUGCAUUACUUGUGUCUCAGUGCAAUUUGCUUGUGGCACAAGCGAAACAAGAAACAUCGACUUGCCAGCUUGUAUUAUAAAGCUGCGAAGCGUCGUUUGAGACUGGCAAGACUCAUCUUCACUCACACAAUCUCCGACUAUUACACCUUCCUCAUAGAGGUGGAUCUCAUAACGUUGAGUGAACAUUUGGAAAAUCGCGACUGGCAUAACUACGAAAUUUGCCGAGGACGGGUUGAAGAUGAAAGCAGCAAAAAGUCUGACGAAAACGACUUUCGAAUAAACAGGGUC